GUCCAAGUGGAUGAACGGCAACCAUGGAGGGGCUCUAUCACCAGACCUACAACGUUCCCCACCUCUGAUUAUGCUUUCUCUGCCUGUCUGCCUUCCUUUAGUUCUCUCCCUCCCCACCCGGCAGUGGCAGCUCCUCUUUUUUUGUGCAUGCACACACUGUUGCUGUCAGCACACCCCUCCUCUUCUGGAUCUAUCUCUGGUUCCUCUUUUUUAUGCUCCCCACCUUUCUCUGGUCCUUCCCCUGUUCCUUUCUCUUUUCUCUCUCCACCUCUGCCCAUUCCCAUAGAAUUGAGUGGCACAAUUUCUUCAUUCAUUUGCAUGGAGUAAGAGACGCUCCCCUGCUGAAAAUUGGCAUUGAGGGGAGUAGAAAGGCAAGUUCAUGAAGUCCAGUCAUACAUGGGCCGCCUAGAGACUUCAGAUAAGCAGUCAAUCCACUUGGUAGAAAAUGAAAUUCAAGCACGAAUAGACAGGAUCUUCAGCAACCUAGAACGGUUGGAAAUCUUUUGUAACAAGGAGCCUCCCAGCAAGCGGCAGAAUGCCAAACUCCGAGUUGACCAGUUGAAAUAUGACACCCAGCAUUUGCAGACAGCACUGAGAAACUUUCAGCAUCGACGCUAUGCACGGGAGCAGCAAGAGAGGCAGCGAGAGGAGCUUCUGGCCAGAACAUUCACGACUAACGAUUCUGACACCACCAUUCCGAUUGACGAAACAUUACAAUUUAAUGAAUCCCUUCAAAAUGCGCACCGUGGCAUGGAUGAUCUUCUUGGCAGCGGAACCAGCAUCCUACAGGUCCUGAGGGAUCAGAGAGUGACAUUAAAGGGCACUCACAAGAAAAUCAUGGAUGUUGCCAACAUGUUGGGCUUAUCCAAUACAGUCAUGCGCCUCAUUGAGAAACGUGCCUUCCAGGAUAAGUACUUCAUGAUUGGAGGCAUGCUUGUGACAUGCGUUUUUAUGUUCCUUGUGGUCCAGUAUCUGACGUGAGUGGUCAGAGAACUUGCCAGUGAACUGUGUUGGACUGACUUUCUUCAUAGACUUCCAGCUCAACUGUGAACCUCCUGAUUUCUGGAUUGGUCAUGAUUUCUGUUUGAUUCAUGUGAUGCUCAAGUUUGGUGGCAUAUAUGAGUUGUGGCACUUGGUGCUAAGUGGUACGUAUGAAACCACAUAAACAAUCCGAGUUAAUGUCAUUCUUCAGUCAUGUUGCCUAUCUGAUGUUCCAGUUUAGUGGACAACAUGGCUUGUGAUGUACAUGCGCUGCCCAUAUUUGUGGUCCCAUUCAUGGGGCCCUAGAACCCCAGUGUAAUCAUGAAGUCCUACAAGAAAAGUGCCCAGAUGAGCUGGCCCAUAAUAUCAAGGCUGUGGCUGUUCCAUAUAAGCCCGGUGAAAGCCAAAAGCAGCUGUACUUUACCAUAUUACGUAAUGGCUUUACUAUAACCCAGUGCUAGGAGGCAGGGAGAGCAUCUUGUUUUCCAUAAUGGUUGAAGUAAAUAGACAUCCUCAUAGAUUUUUUGCGGGGUAGCGAUGGAUAUUGUGUCUUGCCUUUUAUCUUGGAUAAGCAGAUAAUAAACACUGGUCUAAUUACAAGGAAGUAACUCACUUCCAAACAAGUCAUAGUAUGAAAUGUGUUCCGGGAUCUUGUGAUGGCUGGCUGGAAUGAAGCCCUGGAUGGGAAGAAUCUAGGGACAAGAAGUGGCGCAAUGUAUGUGUACAUACUUCUAGAAGAGGGAUAAUAUGUUGGUAAGAUCCUUGCAAAAUGUUACUUAGAAAAGCAUUUAUUGUAAUAAGGCCCAAGAGUCUACAGCAUCUCUGCGGUGUUUGUCCCAGUUAACAGACAAUGGCAUCCUGCAGAGCAGUGAAUUAAGUAUAUGCAUUGUUUUUUCUAGUCCUCACAGAUACAAAGGGAGGUAUAACAAAGUAAAGACAGAAUUUAAUGACCUUUGCAAAUGCAAUGUAUCAUCUCCGGGAUGGUUUUACAGGACUAUGACUACAAACCUAUGCACAUUCUACAAGGGAGUAAAUCCCAUUGAACACAAUGGACCAACUUCCUGGUUAACUGCAUAGCACUGUUCUGUAAACAUGCCCUCCCCCAACUUCUAGUAUCUCUUGAAUCCUAUUCAUUGCCUUCACUAUGCACAUAGUGAUAACUAGCUGUAGGGACCCUGUUUGCUUGGAGGGUUUCUUUUAGGUAGCUACAGUUAAAUGUGCACAAAAUGUUCCCCUUGAUGUAGACUCUGUAAACUGUAGGAAUCCUGAGGCAGCUAUUCUGUUCUAGCUACAAAAUCUUGCUGGAACUUUUCUGGUUGCAAAGUGCCUCACAGUCCCACUCAAGGCCGUUGCUUGAAGCCUUUCUUACUUCAAAUGCAUUAGCACUAGUUUUCUGCCUUUCCCUGAAAUAUACAUCAUCAUGUCACGUACAAAUUGCUAUCUGGGCCUGUUCCUUUAUAACUCCUUAUUUGAUUCUUGCUUCAUUCAUACUGAUAUGAAUAAUGUUUCAGUUGGUAUAAGCAGAUUAAAAGCACUUCCAAACUAGGCUAGGUAAAUAUUCAACUUAGCAAUUGUGAUAUCACUCUGCUUUUUGUUCUCUGGUAUUUUAAACAUAUACUUGCCUCCCCAAGUUGAAGUUCAUUUUCUUUCCUUUUCCUUGCCUGAAGUUGAGACGCUUGCUGAGACAUCCAUAGCUCUGGUGUCCUGCUGCACAUUCAUUUUAAGAUAGAAUCCCAACAAUGAGAGUGUCUGUGAUGCUGUUUUUGCUUUGUUUUUGUUUGGUUUUUCAGUUCCUAAUUCUCUAGAUUUUAGCUGUGUAGUGGUGGGCUGGGAGCAGGGGAAAAUACUAUGAGAAUAUGUGGACAGGUUCUGUAAAAUAUUAGGUAGUCCAAGAGUCUGGCAACCUAAACAAUAUUCUGCCAGACACAGACCUCUCUUCUUUGGAAGUACCCAGCUCUGUGCAACUUGCCUUCCACAGCCCCUGAUUAUGUAGGAUAGACUAAAAGGGGCUGCAGUGAUGUCAUGAGUAUAAACAUUCAAGUUGAUGCAGGGGGGCAGGAUUGGAUUUAAUUGACUCUUUUUAAAAAAGAAGUUUAACAGCCUGAUGAGAGCAAAGAGAGGAACUGGGCUUGUGAGCUACAUUCAGUGGAGUUGUGUAUAUGUGUGGUAGGAAGGGAUCCAAAAGCCAUGAAGUCCCACACAAUAACCCUCCUCACUCCCCUCAUCAGCCUAUGAAAGCCAGGGCACAGCAGACUAUUGGCCAAGACUGAGAUGUGAGAGAGAGAGAGCAAAUUGUUGGAGUGAGUCAAGCAGGAUAGUCAGCCUCUUGCUGACGAGGGCAAUAACCCAUCAAAGUCUAACUGCCACGUGGCCCAUAGGACAGUUCUUCCCUGACCAAGGUGGCCAAUCACGAGCUACAUACAUGACAUUUUAGUGGACUGGCACCCCAUAUUGCUGAACUUCUUAACCCAAGUGGAGAGUGGGUAGUCAUACGCCUUUUGACUUCAUUGGACCACAGUGGAGGUGCCAAAGUUGUAAUUUCAGGAAGUCCUUAAUAAAUGUUGUAGCUUGAACUUUGAGUUUAAUUCCAUAGAUACCUCAGGAACUUCUGGAUCUGUUAGUAUAGGAAAAAACCCAAUGAGCAAUGAGGCAAUUCCAUGUGGUUAAUUAUUUCCCCGUUUGGCUCUCUUCCAAUGUUUUCUAGGCUGUUGACGCCAUGGAAUUGACGUUUAUCAUGUGUAGUUUUAGGUUUAGAUGAUUUCAGAGUACAAAAGAAGGGAAUACCCUUCUUUUAAUGUUCGUUAAACACUGUGCUGGAGAUAAGAACUUCUCCAGCUUGCCUUGCUUCCUCUUCAAAUGGUUUAUUAGUUGCUUUUGUACUCAAGACUGUUAUACUCUCUAAAUAGUCUUUUGGUAAACUAGGUCUGCCCUCUAGUGGUGGCAAAUGACCUCAUUCACUGUGCUGAAAGCAUUUUAAUCCUAUGGCAGGGAUCCUAGCCUUUAUUCAUUGACAGAUUAUGCAUACUCAGACCUCCACAACUUCAGUCACAGGAUUGACAGUGGUGACCUGGCAUUUAUUUAUGUACUGGAGCAGGGAACGUACAACUGUAUGAGUAAAGUGGAGAAACUGACAACUUCUGAAAGUGCAGACUCUCUCUUUCAGAAUUAUGCCAUUGUCUUGUGCUGGGAUGCAGCCCUGUGAGCUGGAAGAGGGUACAGCUGCUGUACAUGCAUGGAUGUACACAUCCAGAGCCAUCUCCUGUUCACCCGUAAAACUAUCUUAGCAGGCAGUCGGUAUGAAAAGGGCAUUGUGUGCCAUUCUGAGUCAGAACAUAAGGAGGAUUUGCUUGGUAGAUCUGUAUGCUUGCAUAACAGUCUAAAGUUGCAUUUCAUUAAACCUUGUUGUGGAUGGAUCAUAGCACUAGAUAGAAACAAUUUCAAAGGCUUAUCAUGGUAACAGGAGAGUUGCCUUCAAUGUGAUACCAAAGGCCAAGGAUGCCAUUUUAGCUGUGUUUAAAAGGAGGAGUUUUGAAGUUGGCUGGAUGGAAGGAGAUGCGAAGGAAGAAGGGCCAUUGUAUCAACCCUGCUGAAAGACCUCAGUAAUAAAGGUUUUUCACCUGAGCUGUAACCACUAGCAGUCAUCCCAACAAGCUGUACAGAGAGAAUGGGGCCAGUCCACCAGUCCUGCUGGUGAAAGAAAAGUUUCCCUCUCCCCCCCCCCCCAUCCCAAUUCCCUUUUCCUUGUGUGUCAUGUCUUUUUAGAUUGUAAGCCUGCAGGCAGGGGCUGUCUUGUUUAACUGAUUAUAUGUAAGCUGCUCUUGGAACUCUUGGAGCCUUUUGGCUCAUGAGGGGCAUAACAGUAUUUCAGAUUAAAUAAAUAUAGGGUAAAUUAAAAC
Molecule: messenger RNA, 4877 nt
Organism: Varanus komodoensis (Komodo dragon)
Lineage: Eukaryota; Metazoa; Chordata; Lepidosauria; Squamata; Varanidae
Gene: GOSR2
Product: golgi SNAP receptor complex member 2
Exons: 7
Coding region: 397-981 (194 amino acids)
Biological process (GO): intra-Golgi vesicle-mediated transport; vesicle fusion
Cellular component (GO): Golgi apparatus; SNARE complex; endoplasmic reticulum membrane
Molecular function (GO): SNAP receptor activity; SNARE binding
Source: RefSeq, a predicted model, not a curated record